This is a messenger RNA of Rhopalosiphum maidis (corn leaf aphid), 3674 nucleotides long. RefSeq names its product LON peptidase N-terminal domain and RING finger protein 3. NCBI's taxonomy places the organism in Eukaryota, Metazoa, Arthropoda, Insecta, Hemiptera, Aphididae. Gene Ontology annotation, molecular function: protein binding. The transcript has 9 exons. Bases 1 to 2313 code for a protein of 770 amino acids. The record is from RefSeq and is a predicted model, not a curated record.
AUGUCGUUCUUCAUUCAAGAUUUGGAAGUUAGCAUAAAUGAUUUUAUGGCCAAAGUGGUAGCAAACGACAAGUUCUCCGGUCUAUACAUCAGCACGUAUGGCGGCGGUGGACAACAGCAUCACCAAGAGCAGGAGCAGGAGCAACAACAACACCAGCUGCAGCAGCAACAGCAACAGGAGGGACUGCAGCAAAUCCGAAAUGGCAGCAUCGAUAUCGGUUACAACAAUUUGGACGCGUGCGUCGCGUACGCCGAUUCGGUGGCCAAGUGCGGUCGUGUGUGCGAAUCCCUGGAUCUGUACGCCCGGUGUUUCCGGAUGGGCCCACUUCCCGCCGACUGCCUGUGGCACGUGACCUCGGCGUUUCUGGACUUGAUUCGACAGCAGUUUGACGACUCUCAGACAAUCCAAAAGGCCUCGUCACCGCCGCCACAGUCGCAACAACAACAACAACAACAACAGCAACAUAACAACCAUCAGUACCUCAACAGUCACAUCCACCACCAUAAUAUCUGCUACGACUAUCAGCAACAACAAUCCUGUCCGUUCGCUUGCUCCGUCUGCAACCUGGUGCUCCGAGAACCGGUCACGUUACUGUGCGGUCACACAUGUUGCCGGAGGUGCGGGGGUGGUACUGCCUGCAAGCCGAUAGUGUGCAACAAGUGUGGCAUGCGCACGCCAUUCCAGCCACACGUAGACGUAUUGGUAAAGUCGUUGGUCGAGAAACUAUGGCCGGUGCAAUUGCGGGCCUCCGAGCUGCUGGACGAGGGCAAGGCUUUGUACAGACAAGACAAGAUGCACUCGGCCCUCAUAAAGUUCAACCAGGCAUAUUACACCGGAGGCGAAAAUUAUGAUUUGUUAAACGUUAGAUCGAGAACGCUGCUUAAACUAGGACUCAACGAAAACGCUCUUUUGGACGCUGUCCGUGUAGUCCAAAUAAAACCAAAGUGGUCCAAAGGACAUUUCACAUGUGGUAUGGUGUUGUUUUCCUUGAAGAGAUAUCAAGAGGCGUUAUUAGAGUUUUCGUUGAGCGCAGUGCUCGGCGAGAACCAUCAAAAACUCAAAUCACAAAUUAACGAGGUGUUACAAAGGUUACUGACACUAUAUUCCAAUGAAACUGAUGAUCUAGAUCUAGAGGGUUGGAAUCCCAUAUCUCACAGUUACUUAAGAUCGUACUUGAACACGUUUAUCAACAGAUCUAACGUAUUCGACAAGAGUUCUAACUCCUUAAAAAAGUCUAUCAUCAAAGAAAGUACAUUUAUGAAAAAACAACUCCGUGAAAUCAGUACAUUAACCGAGUUGGUUCAACAUAUUUUUGUUGAAAUAAUGCAGACUAAACAUUACACUUCAAGCGUCUUAAUCAAUAACACAUUAAACGUGGAUAUAUCGUUGUUGGACGAAACGGAUUUCAAUUGUGUUCUGUGUUGCGGAAUGUUGAGGAACCCAGUGACGACACCGUGUGGACACACGUACUGCUUAGACUGUUUAGAACACAAUUUCGAUUACAGUUUCCACUGUCCGUUGUGUCUGACGUCACUGCCGCCCAGCUUGGCACUAAGUAAAAAGAAUACCUCAGAAUUUGUCAACGAGCUUAUCUGCCACAAGUACACCAAAAACUGUCUCAUGCAGACGAUAAACUGGAAACCGGAAGCGGAACAUGACAGCACGUACUUACCGGUGUUUGUUUGCACGAACGCUUUCCCGUCCGUAUCAUGUCCGUUGCACGUGUUCGAACCGCGGUACAGACUGAUGAUCAGGAGAUGUAUAGAAUCGGGUACGCGGAGAUUCGCCAUGAUCAGCAACUGCUGUCCUCCCAUGAAGUUUGCCGAAUUCGGAACGGUGUUGGAAAUCAAAGAUAGGAUCAUGAUGGGCAAUGGUUGCUCUUUUCUUUCAACAGUCGGAAUGCGACGAUUUAAAGUGUUAGUCCGAAAAGAACACGAUGGCUAUGACAUGGCUACUGUGCAAUACAUACAGGACGAAAAAGUUCCUUCAAAAAAAAUAUCAGAAUUAUAUAAACUUCACGACGACGUUCGACAACGGGGAUUAACGUGGUUUGAUAGUUUUCGGUCUGAAAUAAAAUCUGAAAUCUUGAGAACUGUUGGAUUUCCACCAAGCACUGAACCAAAUUGGGAAGAACUGUCUGACGGUCCAGCUUGGACGUGGUGGCUGUUGUCAUUAUUACCACUGGGACAAAACGCUCAUGUGGAUCUCUUAGCUAACACUAGUAUUGAAGUCCGAUUAAAAGUGAUCAACAAAAUUCUCAGCCGUAUCGAACGAAGCUCAUUAUCCUUAAGAAUAACGUCGUCACCAUUGUAAUAUAAUAACGAAUUAUAUAUUAUAAUUAUUAUGUUGAUGAUAGUACUAAUAAUAUUAUUUUUAACGGUUAACCGACUAGAAGUCUCGAUGACAAUAACCACUUAUUUAUGUUUGCACAUAAUAUUGCAGCGUGGUUGUAAUCCGAUUUUAUAAUUUAUGUACCUACCUACAAUACCAUUACAACAAUUGGACGAAUUAAACAUCUGACAUCCGACGUCUUGGAUAAUAUUAUUUCAUUUUAAUUAUUAUACUUAAUAUCGUACAAUAUUCUGUGAUCUCCAAAUCUGGUCAAUUCAGUUGUUGAUAAAUAAUAUAAUGUACUUAUCAUCUAGGUGAAUUAAAUGAUUUUUAUUUAACAUUCUAUGUACCAAGCUUCCCGAGAUGAAAUGAAAUAAAAUAAUUACUACAAAAAUUACCGGAUUUAUCUCAAUUUAUUAUUUAAGAUAACACACAUUUCCACUAUAUUGUGAACAAUUAUUGGAUUUUUAGGAUAAUAAUUAUAUUUCCAAUUUCGAAUCAUGCUUAAAAUACUUAUGAUUUUGAAUUAUUAUCGUAAUUUUUGAUUUUUGACUAUUACAACGAAUUCUCAAUGUAUUGAUAUUAUGUUGAUAAAUUUUAAAUUACUCCAAAGCCACUAACGUGGUUCAAUUUGUGAUAUUGAAAUGUGUAAUUGUUUAUUUUUAUUUAUCAAUAAUACUAUUAUUAUUUAAUAUGCUACUGCCUCUUUAAGAACGCAGGUGAUAGGGGAUUUUCUUAAGGUCUUUUUUUACUUAUUUUAUUUCUGAGCUUAAAUAUUGUUGUUAAUUUACAAAAAUAAAUAUCUUUGUAAUAUUUCUUGUUACCAAUGCUCAUAUUUUUCUUAGCAUGUGUUUUCUAUAUUGCUAUAUAAAUUAACAAACUUAAUUUGUACCCGUAUGAUUACUCAUUUUCUGCUGUUAGAGAGGUAUUCUGCGUUUCCAUUUAAAUGGAUUACUAGUCGUUCAUUUUCUUAUCGAUAGUUAAAAAAUAGAAGACAUAUUGUAAUUUUUCCUUUUAUUUAUUUUUGUAUUUAACUGUUAACAAAUAUAAAUAGAGAAAUUAUAAACUAUGUAAAUGUAUAUAUUAUGUAAUUAUUUAUCAUAUUAUACAUGUGUUUUUAAUUUAUUUUUGUGAAUGCUUUGUCGUUUUGUGAAAACUUUUAUUUAUAGAAUGUAAUAUAUUAUUAGCAAUUACACAAUUUUACCUAUGUAUGUAAUUGCUGCUCAUAUACCGGAUUUUUUACCCAAACCAAAAUUAUGGGAAUUUAUUGUUUUGAUUAGAUAAUAUUAUUAUUUCUUUUUGAAUUAGUAUUAAAAUUACUUAUGAAUAUAUAUAUUUUAUGU